UCACUUGACUUCCUCACCUUAUCCGAGCUCUAUCUUGUUUUUCACUUUUAGCACCACAACUUUGAUGCUCCAACUCUGCCAGGACGCAAUAUUGACAUGGCCGCACUAUUACCUGGCUUGCUCCAGGGGAAGAGGAGUGUCACGCAGAACAGGAGUGUCUCAUCCCCUGUCUUUUCCAGUUCUGGAUGGCUGGCUUCAUAAUGUUAGGUGCAGAUGCUGGAGCACUCAUGAAAAUCACUCUUUUGCUGCUCUGGCUUAAGGUGCUUCCAUCCCCUGUUGACCUCUCACAGACUGGGUCCACUCAAUACCUCAGUUCUCCAGAAGUGGUCAUCCCUCUGAAGGUAACCAGCAUGGCCAGGGGUGCAAAGAAUUCAGAGUGGCUUUCCUACAGCCUUGUGUUUGGGGGCCGCAGACAUGUUGUCCAUAUGCAAGUCAAGAAGCUGUUGGUUUCUCCUCACUUCCCUGUGCUCACCUACACAGAGGAACACACACCUGUCAGUGAUUACCCCUUUGUCCCUAGUGACUGUUACUAUCAUGGUUAUGUAGAGGGAGCCCCUGAGUCUUUAGUUGCGUUCAGUGCCUGCAGUGGGGGCUUUCAGGGAGUGUUACAAAUGAAUGGCUUCUCUUAUGAAAUUGAACCUCUCAAGCACUCUAGCACAUUUGAACACCUAAUCUAUACAUUAAAUAAUAACAAGACACAGUUUCCACCUGUGAUAUGUAGUUUAACAGAGAAGAGACCACCGUACCGACCCUUUGGACUUGAAGAGACUGAGAAGUCAGCUAUGAAGCAAACUUAUGGAAAACUGUGGCCUCACACAUGGUAUCUAGAGCUGGCUGUAGUGGUAGACUAUGAUUUCUUCACUAACUCUCAGCAAAACUUGUCAAAGGUGCGAGGAGAAGUGGUUCUGGUCGUUAACAUGGUAGAUUCCAUGUACAAGCAGCUGGAUACUUAUGUGACUUUGGUUGGCAUUGAGAUUUGGAACCGAGGAAAUGUUCUCCCAAUGGAAGACAUAGAACAGGUCUUAGAAGAUUUUUCUAAUUGGAAGCAAAUCAGUCUUUCUCAGGUACAUCAUGAUGCAGCCCAUAUUUUCAUUAGAAGCUCACUUAUAAAUGUACUUGGUAUAGCCUACGUUGCAGGAAUAUGUCGUCCUCCUCUUGAUUGUGGAGUUGAAAAUUUCCAGGGGGACUCCUGGUCUCUUUUUGCCAAUACGGUGGCCCAUGAGUUAGGUCAUACUUUUGGAAUGAAGCAUGAUGAAGAGUCCUGUUCUUGUGGGGAAAUGGGUUGUGUCAUGAGUACUUUCAGAGUGCCAGCAGAGAGAUUCACCAAUUGCAGCUAUAGCAAUUUUAUGCAUACCACUUUAAACCAAGGAACUUGUUUGUACAAUCAUCCAAGACCAGGGACAGGCUUUCUGGUGAAGCGCUGUGGGAAUGGAAUAGUUGAAAGUGAAGAAGAGUGUGACUGUGGAUCUGUACGGGAAUGUGAACAAGAUCCCUGUUGUUUUUUAAACUGUACACUGAGGCCUGGGGCUGCUUGUGCUUUUGGGCUCUGUUGCAAAGACUGCAAAUUCAUGCUAUCAGGGGAACUCUGUAGACCAAAGAUCAAUGAAUGUGACCUUCCAGAAUGGUGCAAUGGAACAUCUCCCCAGUGCCCAGAAGAUGGAUAUGUACAGGAUGGGGUCCCCUGUGGUGCCAGUGCCUACUGCUAUCAGAAGCAGUGUAAUAACCAUGACCAACAGUGCAGGGAGAUUUUUGGCAAAGGUGCAAGAAGCGCAUCUCAUAAUUGCUAUAAAGAAAUCAACUCACAAGGAAACAGGUUUGGCCAUUGUGGCACAAAUGGCACAGUAUUCCUAAAAUGUAGAAUGCCAGAUGUGUUUUGUGGUAAAGUCCAGUGUGAAAAUGUGGAAGACAUUCACCACCCCCAGGCUCAUUAUGUUUUGCAGAACAUUUAUGCCAAUGGUAUCACCUGCUGGAGUACUGGUCAUUGUUUGGGGAUGGGUGUACCUGAUGUUGGUGAAGUGAAAGAUGGCACCACCUGUGGAAUAGGAAAGAUCUGCAUACACAAGAAGUGUGUCAGUCUGUCUGUCCUUUCAAAUGCUUGCCUUCCUGAGACUUGUAAUAGGAAGGGGAUCUGUAAUAACAAGCAUCACUGUCACUGUGACGAUGGAUGGUCCCUUCCUUUCUGCCUGCACAGAGGGGAUGGAGGUAGUGUUGACAGUGGUCCAACACCUCCAACGAGAAGAGUCACUGUCUCUGUCUUGUCAAUAACCACGACUGUUUUAUCUGUUCUAACUUGUCUGUUCAUAGUUGGGCUUUAUAGAAUAUAUUGUAAAAUACCUUCUGGACCCAAAGAGACUAAGACUUCUUCACCAGGUUAAGAAGACAUAUAGCUUAAUAGCCCAUGCAUUAAGUUUGACAACAACAAUAUUAUUGUAUGUAUGAAUCUGGGCAAAUUUAUGAGAGUUUAUAGAAAGAUGAAAGUAACCUCCCCUUCAUCUGUAU
Messenger RNA from Apodemus sylvaticus (European woodmouse), 2499 nucleotides. Its product is annotated as disintegrin and metalloproteinase domain-containing protein 21. The transcript has a single exon. Gene Ontology annotation, molecular function: metalloendopeptidase activity. The record is from RefSeq and is a predicted model, not a curated record. The coding region runs from base 186 to 2375 and encodes 729 amino acids. Lineage: Eukaryota; Metazoa; Chordata; Mammalia; Rodentia; Muridae. Gene Ontology annotation, cellular component: plasma membrane; sperm head plasma membrane; external side of plasma membrane. Gene Ontology annotation, biological process: proteolysis; male gonad development.